ACGUGACGCCAUUUCCCUAGGUUUCCAUUGGUUUCAAAAGUACACCUUCCUCAAACACCAAAGAAUGGUACACAUCGAAAUUAGGGCCUAAUUUCGAUAAUACACCAUAGAACAAAUCCUUUUCUAUUUGACGAAAGUGCCCACACGCGCCUAUGCCGUACAGCAGUGGCUGCCCCUUUUGUUCGCUGGAGUUCCUGAAUUAUUCCUAUCACAUUGAAAUUACUAGGAUAUUGUGUUGUCGUGUAAACCAUUUACCCCACAUUUCUUGUGAUAAGAUAGUGUUUUAUAUGAUAAAUAAAUCGAUCUGCAAUCGUCCCAUUUACCGAGCUGGAGUGAGAUUUUGCAGCACGCAAGCUUGAGGAGCCCUGAGUAAUGUAAGCUUGAACAGCUCCUGUCCCGGCAGUGGCCAUCGGCACAAUGGGGCUGGACUUUGACGUGAAGACUUUCUGCCACAACCUCCGAGCCACCAAGCCCCCUUACGAGUGCCCAGUGGAGACCUGUCGCAAGGUCUACAAGAGCUACAGCGGCAUCGAGUACCACCUCUACCAUUACGACCAUGACAACCCCACGCCUGCACAGGGCAUGCCCCAGAAGAAGAGGAAGGGGCGCCCCCCUCGCAUGUCCCUGGUGGGGACCGGGGAUGGGGAGGGAGGGCUGGGAAAGGGAGGUGGGCCAGGGCAGGCAGGGAACACCCCUGGGAGUCCUAAUCAGUCAGAGCACUCCCACUCCCCAGGCAGGGAGACGAUGACCUAUGCCCAGGCCCAGCGCAUGGUGGAGCUGGAGAUCCAUGGACACAUCCACCGCAUCAGCAUCUUUGAGAACAUUGACGUGGUAUCAGAGGACGACAGUGGGGCCGAGGACCCUCCGUCCUCGGGCGGAGGUGGGGGAGGGGUGUGUAAUGGGGGUGACAGCGGGGGAGGAGGGAGUGAGGUGGGGGGCAAGGACAGGCCAGACACCCCUGCUGCUAACGGGGGGAAGGCCACACCCAAGUCCGGGAAGCACAAGAGUAAAGAGAAGAAGAAGGAGGGAUCGUCACACCACCACAGCGCUUCCUCUGGCCCAGCAGUCAAGCUGCCUGAGGUGGUGUACAGAGAGCUUGACCAGGAGAGGCCCGACGCACCCACACGACAGUCAUCCUAUUACAGGUACAUAGAUAAGUCGGUGGAGGAGUUGGAUGAGGAGGUGGAGUAUGACAUUGAUGAGGAGGACUAUAUCUGGCUGGACAUCAUGAAUGACAAGCGGCGUAGUGACGGGGUGACGCCCAUCCCCCAGGAGGUGUUUGAGUACCUCAUGGACCGCCUGGAGAAGGAGUCUUACUUCGAGAGCCACAACAAGACGGACCCCAGCGCCCUGAUCGACGAGGACGCCGUCUGCUGCAUCUGUAACGACGGCGAGUGUCAGAACAGCAACGUGAUCCUGUUCUGUGACAUGUGUAACCUGGCCGUGCACCAGGAGUGUUACGGCGUGCCCUACAUCCCUGAGGGCCAGUGGCUGUGUCGCCGCUGCCUCCAGUCCCCCAGCCGCGCCGUCGACUGUGCCCUCUGCCCCAACAAGGGUGGGGCCUUUAAACAGACGGACGAUGCACGCUGGGCCCACGUGGUGUGUGCCCUCUGGAUCCCCGAGGUGUGUUUUGCCAACACAGUCUUCCUGGAGCCCAUCGACAGCAUCGAGCACAUCCCCCCGGCGCGCUGGAAGCUCACCUGCUACAUCUGCAAGCAGCGCGGCUCAGGGGCCUGCAUUCAGUGCCACAAGGCCAACUGCUACACAGCCUUCCACGUGACCUGUGCCCAGCAGGCCGGCCUCUACAUGAAGAUGGAGCCCGUCAGGGAGACCAGCGCCAACGGCACCUCCUUCAGCGUCCGCAAGACCGCCUACUGCGACAUCCACACCCCUCCCGGCUUAGCACGCCCCCUAGGAGGGGUGGGAGGGGCUAGCAUGGGCUCCUCCCACAGUGAGGGCGAGCUGGAGGAGGACGAUGAACCCAGUAUAGGUCACGAUGACGACACCAAGGGCUGGAGCUCAGAGCGGGCCAAGAGGGCCAAGGCCAAGUCCAGACUGAAGAUGAAGAGAGCCAGGAAGAUACUGGCUGAGAAGAGGAAUGCAGCGCCCGUAGUGUCUGUGCCCUGUAUACCCCCACACAGGCUCAGUAAGAUCACCAGUAACCUGACAGUGCCCAGGAAGAGCCAGUUCAUGCAGCGACUGCACAGUUACUGGACCCUGAAGAGGCAGAGCCGGAAUGGUGUCCCUCUGCUGCGGCGGCUCCAGACCCACCUGCAGUCACAGCGCAACACGGAGCAGCUACAGCCACAGCCGCAGGCGCCACAGUCGCAGGUUCCCACGGUAACCACCACACAGUCUCUGUCUGGUGUUGUUAUCACAGCGAGGGACAGUGAGGAAAAUAACUUGGCUCUGAAGGAGCAGCUGAAAGCAUGGCAGAGACUGAGACAUGACCUGGAGAGAGCCAGACUACUGGUGGAGCUCAUUCGUAAGAGAGAGAAACUCAAGAGAGAGACGAUCAAGGUGCAGCAGAUGGCGCUAGAGAUGCAGCUGAGUCCCUUCCUGGUCCUGCUGAGGAACACCCUGGAACAGCUACAGGACAGAGACACCAGCAACUUCUUCACUGAGCCUGUCCCCCUGGCCGAGGUGCCAGACUACCUGGACCACAUCGAGAGGCCAAUGGACUUCCAGACCAUGUGGAACCUACUAGAGGCUCACCGCUACCUCAGCUUCGAAGCCUUUGAGGCAGACUUCGGCCUCAUUGUCAACAAUUGCCUCAAAUACAACGCCAAGGACACAGUGUUCUACCGCGCUGCUCUGCGCCUCCGGGAGAUGGGUGGGGCCGUGAUCAGGACUGCCCGCAGACAGGCAGAGCGAAUCGGCUUGGACUAUGACACAGGUAUGCACCUCCCUCGAGAGCCCAGCCCGGACAGCCAACGUGACAGAGAGAGAGACCGAGAGAGGGACAGGGACCAGGAACAAGAGAGGGACGGAGACGGAGAUAGGCCGCUGUCUUCCAAUGAGGAUGACCUGCUCUUACCAGAGAACCGGCGGCGGCUGCCAUUGGAGGAGCAGCUGUGUUUCCUUCAGGCGCGCUUUGAUGAGGUCAGCUCAGGGAAGCACAGCAUUGGUCGGUCGCGGCGUGCCAAAGCCCUGAGGAAAGAAAUGACGGUCAUCAAGAGGAAACUUGCCCACCAGAGAGAGGGAGGCUCGGGCAUGGGGGGCAGGGACUCAGGGGGGGACAGGGGACCAUCCCUCCCCCAUCACCCCUCAUCCACGGGACGCCACGACGAGGGGGAAGAGAGCAGCAGUCAGGAGAUCAGUGGCAAGGAUUUAAGUGCAUCGUCCUCGGCUCUAGCUCCAGAGGUGGGACGUCGUACCUCUGUCCUCUUCUCCAAGAAGAACCCCAAAAUGGCCGGACCCCCCAAGAGGCCGGGCCGUCCCCCUAAGAACAGGGAUGCGGGACACGGAGGGGCAGGGGUGAACCCCAGUCCAAUAGGUCCCCCUCAGCUGGCCCUCUUGUCUCCCCCUCGGCAGAGGAAGCGACCCCACAGCAGCUCCAGCUCUGAGAGCGACAGUGAUAUCGACAACCUCCUCCCGAGCCUGCCCACUAACGGUUUUGGCGGGGCCAACCAGCCGGUGACGGAGAGUUUUCGGGUGUACAGGAACGAGAGGAGCCUUCCUCGAUCCAGCUCUGACUCUGAAUCCACCACCAGCAGCAGCAGUAGUGCUGCCUCUGACAGAACCAGUACCACUCCGUCUAAGCAGGGCCGGGGGAAGCAGUCGUUCUCUCGUUCAGCCUUCCAGGAGGACAGCAGUGAGGAGACAUCAGGGACAGAGAACGACUCCUACUCUGUGGGAGGGUCACGCAGCGUCUCACACUUAGGGUGGGGCCGGGGCCGAUCAGGUUGUAGGACGCCAUCAGAUGACUACUCUUCCCUUGAUGCUCUGGACCUUGUGUGGGCCAAGUGUAGAGGCUAUCCUUCAUACCCUGCUUUGAUCAUAGAUCCUAAAAUGCCCAGUGAGGGGGUAUUCCACAGAGGGGUUCCUAUCCCCGUGCCCCCUCUGGAGGUCCUGAAGCUGGGGGAGCAGAUGACCCAAGAGGCCCGGGAACACCUCUUCCUGGUACUCUUUUUCGACAACAAGAGAACCUGGCAGUGGCUGCCGCGUUCUAAGCUGGUUCCUCUGGGGGUGGACCGGGAGCUGGACAAGGAGAAGAUGCUGGAGGGAAGGAAGUCCAACAUCCGCAAGUCAGUGCAGGUGGCCUACCACCGCGCCAUGCAGCAUCGUAACAAGGUCCAGGGAGACCCCAGCAGCGACACCAGCGACAGCGACUGAGCACUCGCACACAUAUGCACGGGCUGCACACUCACACAGAUAUGCCCAACACACAGACACACACGCACACGUCUUUGCUGGCCUCCCCAGGUAUUGAUAGGGUAUUGGUUUCAGAUCUGUGGGUUUUGAUCUACCCUGUGGCCUUGGAGAGCCUAGCACUCAGCACAAUAUGCCAGUAAUACCUAUUGGAAAGCACAUGCAACACUCUCUUUCCAACACACACACACACACACACACACACACACACACACACACACACACACACACACACACACACACACACACACACACACGUUUUUGGCACACACAGUGGUAUUUAAUCUGAGAUGUAAAAUAUGUAUUUAAGA
Messenger RNA from Salmo salar (Atlantic salmon), 4682 nucleotides. RefSeq names its product bromodomain and PHD finger containing, 1 (gene brpf1). The record is from RefSeq and is a predicted model, not a curated record. Gene Ontology annotation, biological process: regulation of transcription by RNA polymerase II. Gene Ontology annotation, molecular function: protein binding. NCBI's taxonomy places the organism in Eukaryota, Metazoa, Chordata, Actinopteri, Salmoniformes, Salmonidae.